Ctenocephalides felis (cat flea) is the source of this 782-nucleotide messenger RNA. RefSeq names its product ankyrin repeat domain-containing protein 40-like. The coding region runs from base 263 to 649 and encodes 128 amino acids. The transcript is spliced from 3 exons. NCBI's taxonomy places the organism in Eukaryota, Metazoa, Arthropoda, Insecta, Siphonaptera, Pulicidae. The record is from RefSeq and is a predicted model, not a curated record.
UUCUUUUAUUAAGUAACCUCAAUCCUUAAUUGUCAGUGAUUCUACAUAGUAUGAGAGAAAAUAAGUUUGUAUAUUUUUCUGUUGUUAUUUUUGAGAUUUAUAUCACAUAAAAUUAAUUGUGGACAAUCUGAUUUUUCAUGAAAUCAAGAACGAACAAUUGGUGUAAAAUAAUUGUUAGUUAGGUAUGUAAAUUGUACAAUAACCUAAAAAUAAAGUAAGGAAGUUUUGGACUGUUGCAGGUAGAUUAAGAUAAUUGUAUAAUAUGAACAUGAUAAAUCAAAUAAAUGGAUCACACAGUCCUAACAAGAUGUGUAUUUGUCAAGCAAAUGAAGAUGAUUGUAUUGUUAUCAAACUACGAAUAGCAAAUAAUGCGGACACAGAUUUUGUGGAAUGUGAACUUUCUAAAAGCAAUUUAACUUACUCUCAUUUACUCAACAUCGUUUGUAGUGAAUUUGAUAUAAUUCCUGCACAAAUUUCAAGAUUAAGAAAAUUACCUAAUACUCGACUUAGAAAUGAUAAGGAUAUUAAAAGGUUACAGGACUUUGAAGAAAUAGAAAUAGUUUUAAAUGCACCAGUGACAUCCAAGUCUUUGAAUACAUCAAAUGCAUACCCUUCAAUAACUAGUAAAGAUCAGACUGUUUUGUAUUAAAUGAUCAAAGUAAUAUUCCCAUUGCGGAUUCUACUCAUCUGCCAGAACAUAACGAUGUUCAUUAUCCGGUUAUAGGUGAACAAUAUCCGCAUCCGGUAACUGCAUUUGGACAAGUUCCACAUCCUCCGCCACC